CUUCUUCUCAUUAUCGUCACCCCUUACAGAUACAUCUUUUUCUAUCAUGUCUAACACCAACACAUCCUUCGUUCUUCAAAAGAUCAAUGAAAUUUCAUUCGAGGAUAGAGCUAUCCCCGUUCCCGGCCCUGGAGAAGUCGUUGUCAACAUCAAGGCUACAGGUAUUUGUGGUUCUGAUGUCCAUUAUUGGACACACGGUAGCAUUGGUCAUUUUAUCUGUAAAGGUCCUAUGGUCCUCGGUCACGAAUCUGCUGGUCUUGUCGCCUCCGUUGGUGAAGGUGUCACUCAUCUCAAGGUAGGAGAUCCCGUUGCUUUGGAACCUGGUGUGCCUUGCAGAAACUGUGAGAUGUGUAAGACCGGUAGAUAUAACUUGUGUCCCGAUAUGAAGUUCGCUGCUACUCCUCCUUAUGACGGUACCCUCUGUAACUACUAUAAGCACGCUGCUGACUUCUGUUACAAGUUGCCUCAAGGUAUCUCCUUGGAGGAAGGUGCUUUAAUCGAACCCUUGUCCGUUGGUAUUCAUGCUGCCAGAAGAGGUAAUGUCAAGUUGGGUGAUAGAGUCUUCAUUUUCGGUGCUGGUGCCAUUGGUUUAUUAACCGCUGCCGCUGCUAAGGCUGCUGGUGCUUCUCACGUUACAAUUGCAGAUAUUGCUGAAUCAAAGUUGAACUUUGCUAAGUCUUACUCUGCUGAUAAGACCAUUCUUUUAACAAAGAAGCGUGCCGAAGGUCAACAAAGUAACGAUUUCGCUCGUCAAAUGGCUGAAGAAAUCCUUGCUGAAGAAGGUGUUGAAGCUGCUAACGUUGUCUUUGACUGUACUGGUGCUGAGGUCUGUGUUCAAAUGUCUGUCUUCCUUGUCAAGAACAGCGGUAGCAUCGUUUUGGUUGGUAUGGGUGCUUCUGUUCAAUCUAUCUCUGUUGCCGAUGUCUCUGCCAGAGAAGUCGAUGUUAAGGGUGUUAUGAGAUACUGCAACACCUAUCCUACUGCUAUUGAAAUGUUGUCCUCUGGUAAGGUUGACUUGAAGAGCUUGAUCACACACAGAUAUGAAUUCAAGGAUGCCUUAAAGGCUUUCCAACAUGUUAAGGAGGCCAGAGAAGGUACCAUCAAGGUGGUCAUCACCAACGAUCAAUAAAUAACGAUCGUCCCCAAAUAAUACCAUGUAAAGUUUAUUGUAUAAAAUUAUUGUAAUAAAAAAGCCAACAGUUCUUGCACUGUUUCACUCCCUCA
Molecule: messenger RNA, 1224 nt
Organism: Mucor mucedo
Lineage: Eukaryota; Fungi; Mucoromycota; Mucoromycetes; Mucorales; Mucoraceae
Product: chaperonin 10-like protein
Exons: 5
Coding region: 47-1129 (360 amino acids)
Biological process (GO): D-sorbitol catabolic process
Molecular function (GO): L-iditol 2-dehydrogenase (NAD+) activity; zinc ion binding
Source: RefSeq, a predicted model, not a curated record